This is a messenger RNA of Triticum aestivum (bread wheat), 715 nucleotides long. RefSeq lists its product as uncharacterized. The transcript has 2 exons. The coding region runs from base 1 to 600 and encodes 199 amino acids. The record is from RefSeq and is a predicted model, not a curated record. NCBI's taxonomy places the organism in Eukaryota, Viridiplantae, Streptophyta, Magnoliopsida, Poales, Poaceae.
AUGGGCUGGAUUGACCGCGGGGCCUGCUUCUUCCCUGUGCCAGAAAGCGGGAGGAAGAGGAAGAGGGGCGAGCAUGAGCUGGGGGACGGGGCGUCGUCCGAGGUGGAUGAGAGGUCCGACGAGAGCAGCGACAUGGUGGAGUCCUCAAUCCAGCCUAAUCUCCUGCCACUCUCAAGCACUCCCCGUGCAGCAGGCCUGAUGUGUAGGCUGCCAUGGCAAGGCUACAUCCAUGCAUUCGAGAGCGGGAUGAAGAGGAAGAGAGGCGAGCCUGAGCUGGAGUACGGGGCCUCGUCCGGGGUGGAUGAGAGGUCCAACGAGAGCAGCGACAAGAUGCAGGGCCAGCUCCUAGCCACUGCGCGCGGCGCCGACGGGGGCAAUGCCAAGUUCGCGUGGUAUGGCGCUCCAUCGGUGGAUGUGGCCGCGGCGGCGGUGGAGCACGGGUUCGGCAGGAUGAACAACCGGGUCCUUUUCCAUCGCGCGCACGGCGACGACGUCCACCUCUCGCCGCCUCGGUCUCCUUAUGCCAGGUCAGGUCAGAGUUCUGAAUUUGUGGUUUUGAUCGAUGGCAAGCAUGAAUAUAGGCAUAUAGCUGUAGGAUAAUUUAUCAGACACAGUUACCAAUUCAGGAUCUGUUCCAAAUUGCAUUCAUAUUAUCCCUCCGUCCCAUAAUAUAAUUGAUUCCAUGUUAUUUUAGCCUUUGGUUUCUAUAUCUUGA